CAUAAACAUUGGGAGCCAUUUUGUUACUCAGAGAAGCCAAGUGAGGUGUCUGAGGUGUCAUCGCGACGAGACCGGCGCUGUAAAGGCACUGUUAAAAAAACUCAAAUUAUAGAAAAGACGACUUAUCAACGGCAUUAUGGCUACAAGUAUUGAUGUAGCACAAGUUUUGCAAGAUGGAACGUGCACGCUGCAACCAAACGGCAAAUAUUUCUGCGUCUGUAAUACAGAGCUCUUGAAAUCUUCCAUCAAGAGACACCUUGCUUCUAAAAGACACUUAGGAAAGAUGUCGACGCUAAAUGGAUAUGGAAAAAGCCAUCGCAACAAGACCUCAAGUACGAGUGACGAACAGCAGGCUUUGCAAGAUGGAACGUGCACGCUGCAAUCAAACGGCAAAUAUCUUUGUAUCUGCAAUGCAGAGCUCAUGAAAGCUUCCAUAAAGAGACACCUUACUUCAAACAAACACUUAGAAAAGGUGUCUAGGCAAGAUGUACGUAGACCAAGUCGUCCUGGGAAGGAUUCGAACACAAACCACUUGGAGAAAACAAGGAAUAUAGCCCACAGUGUGCUAGCCCCACAGAGUGAAGUUGCACAGGCUUUGCAAGAUGGGACGUUCACGCUGCAACCAAACGGCAAAUACCUGUGCGUCUGCAAAUCAGAAAUCUUGAAAUCCUCCAUAAAGAAUCACCUUGCUUCUGUUAAACACAAGGAGAUGGCUGCACCCCACAUGAGAUCAAGAACAGGGAGAGAAGAAAGAACAGGAAGAGGAGAAAGAACAGGGAGAGAAGAAAGAACAGGAAGAGGAGAAAGAACAGGAAGAGGAGAAAGAACAGGAAGAGGAGAAAGAACAGGGAGAGAAGAAAGAACAGGAAGAGGAGAAAGAACAGGGAGAGAAGAAAGAACAGGAAGAGGAGAAAGAACAGGGAGAGAAGAAAGAACAGGAAGAGGAGAAAGAACAGGAAGAGGAGAAAGAACAGGAAGAGGAGAAAGAACAGGGAGAGGAGAAAGAACAGGAAGAGGAGAAAGAACAGGAAGAGGAGAAAGAACAGGGAGAGAAGAAAGAACAGGGAGAGGAGAAAGAACAGGAAGAGGAGAAAGAACAGGGAGAGAAGAAAGAACAGGGAGAGAAGAAAGAACAGGGAGAGAAGAAAGAACAGGAAGAGGAGAAAGAACAGGGAGAGAAGAAAGAACAGGAAGAGAAGAAAGAACAGGAAGAGGAGAAAGAACAGGAAGAGGAGAAAGAACAGGAAGAGGAGAAAGAACAGGGAGAGGAGAAAGAACAGGAAGAGGAGAAAGAACAGGGAGAGAAGAAAGAACAGGGAGAGAAGAAAGAACAGGAAGAGAAGAAAGAACAGGAAGAGGAGAAAGAACAGGGAUAGAAGAAAGAACAGGGAGAGGAGAAAGAACAGGGAGAGAAGAAAGAACAGGAAGAGGAGAAAGAACAGGGAGAGAAGAAAGAACAGGAAGAGGAGAAAGAACAGGAAGAGGAGAAAGAACAGGGAGAGGAGAAAGAACAGGAAGAGGAGAAAGAACAGGAAGAGAAGAAAGAACAGGGAGAGGAGAAAGAACAGGAAGAGGAGAAAGAACAGGGAGAGAAGAAAGAACAGGAAGAGGAGAAAGAACAGGGAGAGGAGAAAGAACAGGGAGAGAAGAAAGAACAGGGAGAGGAGAAAGAACAGGAAGAGGAGAAAGAACAGGGAGAGAAGAAAGAACAGGGAGAGAAGAAAGAACAGGAAGAGGAGAAAGAACAGGGAGAGGAGAAAGAACAGGGAGAGAAGAAAGAACAGGGAGAGAAGAAAGAACAGGGAGAGAAGGGAAAUUGUCACUAAAUGAAAGGCAGCACCAUCGCCAAAAUUACGACAAGAAGGAAAAGUCACGGAAAAGUGAAACGAGAGAACCGUGUCCUGUUGAAGAAGGCGAUUUGGACACGGAGGAAGAACAAAGCCAAGAAGAGGAGGAGGAAGAACAAAGCCAAGAAGAGGAGGAGGAAGAACAAAGCCAAGAAGAGGAGGAGGAAGAACAAAGCCAAGAAGAGGAGGAGGAAGAACAAAGCCAAGAAGAGGAGGAGGAAGAACAAAGCCAAGAAGAGGAGGAGGAAGAACAAAGCCAAGAAGAGGAGGAGGAAGAACAAAGCCAAGAAGAGGAGGAGGAAGAACAAAGCCAAGAAGAGGAGGAGGAAGAACAAAGCCAAGAAGAGGAGGAGGAAGAACAAAGCCAAGAAGAGGAGGAAGAAGAAAAUGAAGAAGAGUUCCACUUAAAACAGCAAUGGACAAAGUACAGUAAAAAAGAGGAGGGAGAGCUAAGUAAAGAAGAAUCGCGCCUUACACAGCUCUGGGAUCAAGAGGAGGAGGAUUCAGAGCUCAGUGAGGAAGAGUCCCAACAAAGCAAAGGAGGAGAUAAUCUACUUUUCGAACCAUACCGGAUGGCUUCUCAACCUCGUGGUAACGUCUACAUCUUCAACUACAAAUUCAAGGGAAAACACAAUUACCGCAAUGGAGCUGAACACGACUCUGAAACCAUCAAAGCCACGUUCACCAACAUGGGUUAUCGGGUAUUUACCAAAGAAGACUUGUCCAGAAGAGCGACUCUGAUGGAGCUGAAACUCAUAAGAGAUGGAGAGAGCAUUAGAGACGUCGACAGCAUGAUCAUGUUCAUUCUAAGCCACGGGAAAGGUGUUCGCGACUUCAUUACUGAGGACGGGCUCAGUCUGUCCCUUUCCCGAAUCCAUCAAAUGUUCACGGACGCGCAGUGCCCAGCCCUCCGAGGGAAACCUAAGAUCUUCUUCGCGAACUUCUGUCGCAAAGGCGUUUAUGAAACAUGUCCCGUUUUCGAAGCUUCGGACCCUCCAAGGGACAUGGUAACCAUCCACGCCGCAGGGGAGGGAAUCGACGCCCUUCGCAACACCGCCUUCGGAACGUACUUCAUCCGCAACCUGUGUCAGGUGCUGCAGGGACACGCCGGCGAGAAGAGUCUUCGGGAAAUCUACUUGGAACUGGCCGAGAGAGAGGGGACGCAACCCAUGUGGGAGGAUUUCGUCUUUCGGAUUUUUUACUUCAGUCCUACGAAGUCAAGUACGAAGACGUCGGGCAUGAAGAGAGAUGAUAAUUGUAGGUAAAGAAACAUUCACUUAGCACGAGUUACCUGAUUUUGUGCAUUUAUGAUAAGAUUAGAUAAUGCAUUAAAAAAAAAAAAAAAAAAAAAAAAAAAGUGUAUAAAUAAAUGAAUAUAUACUUUUUUCUGUCCACUGAUCAUAACAGUUAUUUUCCCAUAAUCAUUUGAUAAUGGAUGGGGAAAGUGACAUGUUGGCAAACCUCAUCCUGGCUCCCCACGAGCGCCUUCCGCCAGCAACUGGAAGGGGGGGGGGAGCGAAGACAAGGAGAUUUCUUUACUGUUUUAGUAAUUUUGUUUAGACUGCUAUAGAUUUUUUUUCUGCUUUACAACCUUAUUUGUAGGUUUGUAUUUUUAUUUAUCUCGAUCAGAUAACUGUUGUCCUUAAGUUGAUUAUCUUAUUUUACUCAUCUCCUGAUUUCGACCUAUUAUUUUUGCUUUACUUUACGAGCAUUUUUGUCUCAUCCUCUGGACUCUGGACCAUAGACUAGUAUGGGAUGUAAUGUUUUUCGUUUAUUAAAAUUGGAAGCACAUUUAUAACUUGUCGUGAUUCAUGACGUCACCAAGUCUAUAUAUACCGUUAGAAAAAGCGCGAAUUACACUCAGUCAUUAUUGCAUUAUUUUCUUUGUGUGACAUCUUUUCUUGGGACACCUGAGUGAGGGAGAGAGAGAGAGAGAGAGAGAAACAGAGACAGACAGAGAGAGAGAGAGAGAGAGAGAGAGAGACAGACAGAGACAGAGACAGACAGAGACAGAGAGAGAGAGAGAGAGAGAGACAGAGAGAGAGAGAGAGGGGAAGAGCAUCCCUUUAAGCUAGACAAAAUUCCACCCGCCAGUUUAAUCCAGGACAGCAAGCUAACAAUAACCUUACGGCGCAGCUCUCCAGUACUGGUGAUGCCGAGAUUAACACACGCGUGAGAGAUGCUGCUACGGUUUACAAUAGCGAACACCAUUCUUAGGUUUUUAUAACGUACACGAAGCCUACGAAACUCUGAAGUCCAUCACGAACGGUAUGCAGUAGAGAGAAGUAAACAAACUUUUAAACAGAAGUACCUUAACAUCAUGUGAACAACUAUCAGAGUUCGAAAUAAAGUAAUUAGCUCUAAUACACAAUCAACUAUGUAGCUUCUCUAUGUGACGAUUAUCUGAGUUAACAAGUAGGUUCUAUCGCAGGUGUUUUAUACAACCGUGAUUUGUUAAACAAUCUUUUGUGAAAUCAGUACGUCUCAGUAAGCAGCGUUUUUAAGCCAGCUAAUGAGGGGCAAAGGAGAGCAGUGUCAUCUGCAUACAUGAAGUGAUUUACGAAUUGAUCAUUGAUAUAAAUCCUAUUUUGUGGUUAUUCAGCUUGGUGGAAAAAUCGUCCAUUCGGAAAUUAACGAAAUAGGGCGAGAGGAUGCUGCCCUGUUUUACGCCACAUGUGGCACUGCAAGGGAACCUGUAGACGAACAUCGCUUUUCAUUCAUCCUUUGAUUUGCAUACCACUCCUGGACUAGGUGCACGAUAUACUUGGAGACGCCUCGUUCUGAUAAGUUCUGAAAUGGGAGGGCAAGGGAUAUUCACUCGAAUGCUUUGGACAUACCUAAAAAGUACGCGUAUACCUUGGUGCUAUGUCGCGUUCUGAAUAGAUUCGACUUACAUUUGCCUGCAAACUGAUUAUCGUUUGUUCUCAGAUUAGCAGAAAACCGACUGAGUAAGAAAGUUUCGAGAAUUUUGGAAAACUCUGAGCGGAAGAUGGUAAUUAUUCUUACCGCUCGACUCGCCUUUUUUAUCUUUAAGCAGCGGUGCCAAUAUUCCUUCUGGUAAUUCAUCGGGAAAAGCUGAGUGCUUAUGCACAUAUUAAAGAGAAGCCUGAGCAUGACAAACAACCGGAUGCGGACAUGACGUGCUGAGGGAUGACGCUAUCGCACCGGCGCUGCCGCUAGUGCUGAGAAAAUUGCGUUUCCCAUCUCUCGAACAGUAUUAGACGGUGCGUCGGCAAUAUUUCGUGACAAUGUUACAGCUGGUUCAUUGUAAAUGUUUUGUGGAAAGGAGGCGAAGCGAUGAUAUGAUUAGACCAUUGCCUCCGGGGAUAUUAUGUACGUACAUGCCAUGCCCACUGUGAGUUUACUUGUUUAAUUGUUUUUACACAUAGAUGGAUACACUUGUGCUAAGUCACCAGUGAUCCAGUCAUGAGUAUUGCCUGUCUCGCCCGUUCAUCCUUUUCGAAAAUAUUUUAAGUUAUCUUUUUUUGCUGUUACAAAUAUUCAUAACAUUAUAGUAAUUAUAAUGUUUAUAAUAAAAAUAACAUCAUCGAUAUUUAUAGCACUAGUAAAAAAUACGUUUUUUUUCCGCCAAUUCAAGGAAAGGUGAGAUCAGGUAAGGUCUCAAGACCUACUAAUUGACUCCUUUGUGGCUAAGCACUAGCAGAGCCAUCUAUGUACAGAGACAUUUCACAAAAAAUAUUUUAAAAUGAGCACAGCAUGGUCUGUGCUUGAUUAUUUAUAUGAAAUAUGAAAUGAAAAUUCGCUUCACUAUUUUCUAUAGUUUAUCAUCAAAUUCCUAUCAAAGUACUUUUUAUGGUAGAUAUUCAUUCCUUAAACUUUUUAUUACUUACUGACGUUUUUCAUAUUGAUUUUGUCUCAAUACAUAUUUUUACUCUGAUCUCAUGCGUGUAUUUUACAUUUUAUUAAUGAAUUCAGGCCAAAUCUUUAGGAAUUUCAUGUUGUCGGCAUCUGUCUACAUAAUCAGCCACUGUUUCGCGUUAAGUGCUAUAACUUGAAAUAUUACACUAAUCUUCUAACAAAACAUCCAGAAAUAGAAAGACAAAGAGAUGGUAAUGGUAAUUCCUCAGAACACUUGAACGUCAUGGGUUACGACGAAAAUGCUGAUGAUGGCUUCCUCUCACCCUCUGCUGUUCGCACAAGGUACACAAAGAGCCCAACUCUGUGUAGUUGGCAAAUUAAGAUUGUAAUUUUUUUUUCUUAGUUUCCUUUCGAUUAUUUUUUACUUAGUUAUUUUCAAAGAAAUUUCACAAAAAAAAUAAAUAAAUAAAUAAAAAAACACAAAAUAUUACACAAACUGAAUGGGUCAAAAAUGACGUCAUCCCAUUUAGGCCAAUGAGAGUACGUCGUGAGAUAUAAGAUAAUUUACAUGAUAUAGGUAUAAUUGCCAGAAGUAAAAUCAAAAUUCCCCUCUUUAUUAUACGAUAAAGAAGAGUUCCAUUAACACCAUUAACAGCCAUCAGAAUAUUCUCGGGUAAAGGUCAAUUUCAUUUUGGGUUCAUCAGACUAAAUGGAAGUGGAACUACCUGGUUAUAUAUAUCUUGUGUUCAUAUACCCCUUAGAUUCCUACAAAUUUGGUCAUGCAAGUAGGGGAGAGUAAGAAGUAUACAAGGAAAUUUACUAGGUAAAAAAUGGGAUAUAUAUCAUGAAAAUUGGUCAAGUUUCUGUAAAUUAUAUAAGUACCCCCUUGCAUAUAUACAUGUGUACAAAUAAGUGUUAAUAUGUAAGCGUACAUAGUAUACACAUGUAUGUUUGCAUCCAUACACUGAUAUGCAAAUGUGUAAUCACGUGUGUGAAAGUGGUAUAAGGCCUCUCUUCCCGUAUUUAGAUGCAAUCCAAUGUAUUCUAAUUCGUAUUAUUGAUUGCAGGGAAAAAUAAACAAAAGCAAAGUCUUUUGCUUUUUUAUAAUUUUAAACAGUAUUUUCCUUCGUAUUCCUCCGUACAUUCCACAAUUAAUCGUUCCGAAAUAUCAGCUUUCCUCUUUUAUCCAUCCAUAUA
Messenger RNA from Penaeus indicus, 6863 nucleotides. Its product is annotated as trichohyalin-like. The transcript is spliced from 9 exons. Gene Ontology annotation, cellular component: cytoplasm. Gene Ontology annotation, biological process: positive regulation of neuron apoptotic process; apoptotic process; proteolysis. The coding region runs from base 137 to 3112 and encodes 991 amino acids. The record is from RefSeq and is a predicted model, not a curated record. Lineage: Eukaryota; Metazoa; Arthropoda; Malacostraca; Decapoda; Penaeidae.